AGCAGAACGUGUUCUGUGUCAUCAUGUCUGGCCGAGGUAAGGGUGGGAAGGGUCUGGGUAAAGGCGGCGCUAAGCGCCACCGCAAAGUCCUGCGCGACAACAUCCAGGGCAUCACUAAACCCGCCAUCCGCCGCUUGGCCCGGCGGGGAGGAGUGAAGCGCAUCUCUGGCCUCAUCUACGAGGAGACCCGCGGUGUGCUGAAGGUGUUCCUGGAGAACGUGAUCCGUGACGCCGUCACCUACACGGAGCACGCCAAGCGCAAGACCGUCACUGCCAUGGAUGUUGUCUAUGCGCUUAAGCGCCAGGGCCGCAGAUCUCCUUCUUCUCUUCACCCCCAUUUUGGCCCACAGGCUAUGGCUCGCACAAAGCAGACCGCUCGCAAGUCCACUGGUGGUAAGGCUCCGCGCAAGCAGCUUGCCACCAAGGCCGCCCGCAAAAGCGCUCCGGCCACCGGUGGCGUGAAGAAACCCCACCGCUACCGUCCUGGCACCGUGGCUCUGCGUGAGAUCCGGCGCUACCAGAAGUCGACCGAGCUGCUGAUCCGCAAGUUGCCUUUUCAGCGUUUGGUGCGUGAAAUUGCUCAGGACUUCAAGACCGACCUGCGCUUCCAGAGCUCCGCCGUCAUGGCCCUGCAGGAAGCGAGUGAGGCCUACCUUGUGGGUCUGUUUGAGGACACCAACCUUGCAGUCAUGUCCGGCCGAGGCAAGGGCGGGAAGGGUCUGGGCAAAGGCGGCGCCAAGCGCCACCGCAAAGUUCUGCGCGACAACAUCCAGGGUAUCACUAAGCCCGCCAUCCGCCGCCUGGCCCGGCGCGGAGGAGUGAAGCGCAUCUCCGGCCUCAUCUACGAGGAGACCCGCGGUGUGCUGAAGGUGUUCCUGGAGAACGUGAUCCGCGACGCCGUCACCUACACGGAGCACGCCAAGCGCAAGACCGUCACCGCCAUGGACGUGGUCUACGCGCUUAAACGCCAGGGCCGCACCCUCUACGGCUUUGGCGGCUAAACCCCAGUGCUUUCCUCCAUUACUGCUAAAGGCCCUUUUCAGGGCCACCCACAUAACUCCCUGAAGCGCUGUAGCGUAGUUUUUGAUGUGCAAUAUCCAGUGAGGAUGGGAAAUAGUUGCUUUGUGAUUUGUCC
Rattus rattus (black rat) is the source of this 1135-nucleotide messenger RNA. RefSeq lists its product as uncharacterized. The coding region runs from base 24 to 1001 and encodes 325 amino acids. Gene Ontology annotation, molecular function: DNA binding; structural constituent of chromatin; protein heterodimerization activity. Gene Ontology annotation, cellular component: nucleosome. Gene Ontology annotation, biological process: nucleosome assembly. The record is from RefSeq and is a predicted model, not a curated record. The transcript has 4 exons. Lineage: Eukaryota; Metazoa; Chordata; Mammalia; Rodentia; Muridae.